Messenger RNA from Papaver somniferum (opium poppy), 996 nucleotides. Its product is annotated as magnesium transporter MRS2-I-like. The record is from RefSeq and is a predicted model, not a curated record. Gene Ontology annotation, biological process: magnesium ion transport. Gene Ontology annotation, molecular function: magnesium ion transmembrane transporter activity. The transcript has a single exon. The coding region runs from base 1 to 996 and encodes 331 amino acids. NCBI's taxonomy places the organism in Eukaryota, Viridiplantae, Streptophyta, Magnoliopsida, Ranunculales, Papaveraceae.
AUGGAUACACCAAAGAAAAAUACAGCAUCAUCAGGAAGUUGGAUAUCAUUAGAUUGUACCGGUAAAGCUACUGUUUUAGAUGUUGAUAUUACGCAUAGAGUUCAUAUUCAUGCAAGAGAUUUGCGGAUUCUGGAUCCUUUAUUAUCUUAUCCAUCUGACAUCUUAGGAAGAGAAAGCGCCAUUGUUGUUAAUUUAGAGCAUAUCAAAGCUAUAAUAACUGCAGAAGAGGUGUUGCUUCGAGAUCUAACAGAUCGUGAUAAUGUGAUUCCCAUUGUUGAGGAACUUACAAAGAGGCUGCUUCCCCGAGGCAAAGAAAAUGAAUUUCCCUUUGAGUUCCGGGCCUUAGAAGUAGCAUUGGAAGCUAUUUGUAAUUUCCUCGAUGCCCGUACAACAGAACUGAAGAUUGCUGCUUAUCCAGCAUCAGAUGAGCUGAAAUCCAAGAUUAGCAGUCGCAGCUUGGAUCGUGUUCGUAAAUUGAUCAAGAGUGAAAUGAGGGGAUUGACUGCACGCGUGAAAAAGGUUAGAGAUGAGCUUGAAAAACUUUUGAAAGAUGACGGCAACACGGCGGAUCUUUACUUAUCGAGGAAAACGGCAUCAUCAUCACCCAUCAGAGCAAGCCGCAGGGGAAGUGCUGCAGCAUUUUGUAGAGAUGAGAAUGAUGUUAAGGAGCUUAAAAUGUUGCUCGAGCCAUACUUCAUUCAAGCUGACGGAACCUUGAACAAAUUGGCCACACUACGUGAAAAAAUUGAUGUCACCAAUGAGAAUCGCAAAAAUCAGUUGAAACAGUUGAAGCUCAUCUUAGAAUGUGGCACUUUUUGCGUCGGGAUGUAUUCUGUGGUGCCUGGGAUAUUUGGCAUGAAUAUCCCGUUUAAAUGGGAUCAUGACCCAAAUGGCUUCAUGUUUAAAUGGGUGAUUAUUGUCCCAGUAGUGGUAUGUGCAUCCCUUUUCGCACUGAUUAUCUCGUAUGCGCGCCACAAGGGUCUUGGGUCUUUAUAG